AUGUCCGACAUCCGUAGGCAGUCAUCCAUUGCUGCACGGGUACAAGCUCUAACACUCCACGGUCUGGGAGUGAAAACACCUGAGAUUUUCAGGGUAACCGGUAUCAAAAGGGAGUCCUUCAAGGCCCUCCUUCGCCGGGCUAAGGAUAGGGGAUAUACCCCCGGGGGGCCUAUCAAGGAUGGGCAUGUUGCUGAUGGCCACAGGAGUGGGCGGCCUAAAGUGGCUAAUAAAAGACUCGCAAGUCGAGGGUUCAGGGUGUAA
Messenger RNA from Dichotomopilus funicola, 261 nucleotides. RefSeq lists its product as uncharacterized. Lineage: Eukaryota; Fungi; Ascomycota; Sordariomycetes; Sordariales; Chaetomiaceae. The transcript has a single exon. The coding region runs from base 1 to 261 and encodes 86 amino acids. The record is from RefSeq and is a predicted model, not a curated record.